AUGUUUACUACAGUAGAAGCUGAAGCCACAGUGGGAGGUAUUGUCAAUGAUGGUACUUUAAACACAGCUCAAGUUCAAACCUUCAAGAAAGGCUUUUGUUCAGUCCGACAUGGGCUGGCCCUUAUUGUGCAUGUCUGUAAUUUUUCGAUUUCCACCCAACAAAUGAACAUGAGCAUUGCCUUGCCAGCUAUGGUGAACAACACAGCUCCACCCAGCCCACCCAGUAUCUCCACAGAGAGGCCACCCACUGACUUCCAGGACAACUGGAAUGAAACUCUGAAUGAAUUUAAGGCAGUGGCUGCUACGUAUGACUGGAGUCCUGAAAUCCAGGGAAUCAUCCUUAGCUCACUCAACUAUGGCUCAUUCUUGGCUCCAAUCCCCAGUGGCUAUCUGGCUGAAAUAUUUGGAACCAAGUACUUGGCUGGUGCUGGCAUGUUUACUACCUCAGUCCUGACCCUCUUCACUCCACUAGCAGCUGAUACUGGAGUGACUUUGCUCAUUGUCCUACAGAUCAUCCAAGGCAUUGUCCAGGUUAUGUUAUUAACAAGUCAGUAUUCAACCUGGGCCAGAUGGGCUCCACCAACGGAAAGGAGUCAACUCAUCACCAUUGCUGUAUCAGGGUCAGUGCUGGGCUCCUUCAUCAUCCUCCUGGUUGGUGGUCACCUCUGCCAGACCAUAGGAUGGCCUUAUGUCUUCUAUAUCUUUGGUGGCAUUGGCUGCAUCUGUUCUUUUCUCUGGUUUGCUCUCAUUUAUGAUGACCCCGUGAAUCAUCCGUUUAUCAGCACUAGCGAAAAGGAAUACAUCAUCUGUUCACUGGCUCAAGAGGAUUCUCCACCAGGCUGGUCUCUUCCCAUUAAGGCUAUGAUCAAAUCCCUACCGCUUUGGAGCAUUCUCGUCUUUUAUUUCAGUGACUACUGGCAUUAUUUUGUAAUCAGGUCAUACCUACCAACAUACAUCAGUUCUGUACUUCAAGCUAACAUCAGAGAUAGUGGGAUGCUGUCAGCCCUGCCGUUUGUUUCUGCCGGUAUCUGCAUUGUCCCUGGAGGUCUACUGGCAGAUUUUCUCCUCUCCAGAAAAAUCCUCAGACUCAAUACCAUCAGGAAAGUCUUCACUGCCAUAGGGGUUCUCCUCCCAUGUGCGUUCUUCGUGUCCCUUUUCUGGGUCAGAUCCAGCUUCAGUGCCACCAUGGCCUUCUUGAUACGGUCUUCUGCCACCAAAAGCCUCAGCCAAUCAGGAGCCCUUGUCAACUUCAUGGAUAUUGCUCCUCGGUACAGUGCCUUACUCAGGGGACUGUCACAAAUCUUUUCUUACAUAGCGGGAGCCAUCUCUCCCACAGUUGCCGGAUUUUUUGUCAGUCAGGACUCAAAGUUCAGUUGGAGGAAUGUCUUCUUGCUUUCAGCUGCUGUGAACAUAGCAGGCCUGUUUUUCUACCUCAUCUUCGGCCAAGCAGAGGUGCAGGACUGGGCUAAAGGUAGAUGUGCACCCUCUUCUGAGCAAACCGAGUGACGAAUUAGAUGCCGGUGCUUAGUUGUUCA
This is a messenger RNA of Balaenoptera musculus (blue whale), 1535 nucleotides long. RefSeq names its product solute carrier family 17 member 4 (gene SLC17A4). The transcript is spliced from 11 exons. The record is from RefSeq and is a predicted model, not a curated record. Gene Ontology annotation, biological process: transmembrane transport; monoatomic anion transport. NCBI's taxonomy places the organism in Eukaryota, Metazoa, Chordata, Mammalia, Artiodactyla, Balaenopteridae. Gene Ontology annotation, molecular function: transmembrane transporter activity. Bases 1 to 1506 code for a protein of 501 amino acids.